Cryptomeria japonica (Japanese cedar) is the source of this 2042-nucleotide messenger RNA. Its product is annotated as monooxygenase 2. The record is from RefSeq and is a predicted model, not a curated record. Bases 289 to 1563 code for a protein of 424 amino acids. Gene Ontology annotation, molecular function: FAD binding. The transcript is spliced from 6 exons. Lineage: Eukaryota; Viridiplantae; Streptophyta; Pinopsida; Cupressales; Cupressaceae.
GAUCAAACGCACAAGGCGGCUGCCUUUUUUUAAUAUUAUUUAGUCCCAUGAGAAAACUCUCGGAGCUUUCCAGUUUGCAGUUACGGCCACGAUUUUAAUAUUAUUAUAAAUGUCGCCUCCUCCUUUGACUACCACUGAAGAUCCAUUUCCUAAGUUAUAUAAUGGGAUGCGUAACCCAACACACUAUAUAUUCCACAAUUUGCAUUAGCUUCUCACAUUUUCAGCUCAGAUUAACCAAAAAUCUGGACACCCUCUAGGGCAGAGCUAUUAGAAGAUUGAAGAUUUAGUAUGAAAAUGACCAACAUGAACACGAAAAAUGAUAGAUCCUCUGAAAUAUCAUCGAGUGAUUUGGAAUCUGGAGGUAUCGUUAUUGUGGGAGGUGGAAUUGCUGGGCUUGCUACAGCAGUAGGUCUCCACAGGUUUGGGUUGAAGAGCUUGGUUUUGGAGAGAGCAGAUUCAUUGAGAACAACAGGAGCUGCAUUGACCCUGAUGACCAAUGCUUGGAGAGCACUUGAUUAUCUUGGUGUUGCAGAAUCAAUUCGCAGGAAACAUCCACAGUUGCAGAGGGCACGGGUUACUUCAAUUUCAUCAGGAUUUACCAAGGAGAUCUCAUAUAGCAGCUGUGGGAAAUCAGGAAAUCAUGAGGUUAGGGCUGUGCAAAGAAGUGUUCUUCUUGGAACCCUUGCAGAAGAAUUGCCUCCAGAUACAAUCAGAUUUAACUCCAAAGUUGUUUCCAUACAGCAAUCUGAAAGUUCUUCCUUGAUAGCAAUACAAUUGAGAGAUGGAGCACUAAUCAAAGCUAAGGUAUUGAUAGGAUGCGAUGGGGUAAAUUCUGUAAUUGCGGAAUGGUUAGGGCUUCCAGCCCCUAGUCUGUCUGGGAGAUCAGCCAUUAGGGGAUUGGCAACAUAUCCUGAAGGGCAUAAUUUUGAGCCAAAGGUGCAGCAGUAUUGGGGAGAAAAUUUGAGGGCAGGUUUUGUUCCAUGUAAUGACAAGGAUGUUUACUGGUUCACAACCCAGACAUCACAUCCUAAUGAUUCAGAGAUUUCACAGGAUCCAAAGAGAAUUUUGGAAUUUGCAGUGGAGAAACUUGGAAAAUUUCCAGAGCCAAUGGUAGAUAUGGUAAAGAAGUCUCAGAUAGACACUUUAACAUUAGCCCCACUGAGCUUAAGAUGGCCCUGGCAAGUAUUACUAGGUCAACUGAGCAAGGGCAAUGUGUGUGUUGUAGGAGAUGCAAUGCACCCUAUGACUCCAGACUUGGGCCAAGGUGGUGGUGCUACACUUGAGGAUGCGGUGGUGCUUGGAAGGUGCCUUGGAAAAGCAAUGACUGCAACAGAUGGUUUAGAAAAUGACAAAAGGAUAGAAGAAGCAUUAAAUAAGUUUGUGAAGGAGAGACGAUGGAGAGCAUUUGGGCUAAUAAGUGGAGCAUACUUGACAGGCAUUGUGCAACAAGGGUAUGGGGGGCUUCUAAUGAGAUUCCUGCGAGACAAGUAUUUGGGUAAAAAGUUAUCAGAUAAUAUUUUGAGUCAGGCAGAUUUUGACUGUGGAGAACUUGGGGUAAACUAAAUGAGUGACAAAAUGAAUCACAGAGUUUGCAACUGCAAAGGUGGUCCAUGCAGCUACAAAUGACAAGAGUAUAGAAGCAGCAUUAAGUUUGUGGAAGAGAGGAGAUGGAGAGCAGUCGAGCAUACUUGACAGGCAUUGUGCAACAAGGAUAUGGGGGGCCUCUGAUGAGAUUUCUGUGAGAUAGGUUUUUGGGUAGUAAGUUAUCAGAUAAAAUUUUGAAUAAGGCAGUUUUUAACUGUGGAUAACUUCGGGCAAACUGAAUGAGAGACGAUAUGAAUCACAGACUGUGCAACUGCAAAGGUAGCCCAUGUAGCUAUAGAGCAAAUCUCACACAAACCUCCAUCCUCGAUCAAUCCUACAUAUUAAAAUAUUUGGUUUUAAUACUAGAUAACUUUCCUUGUCCGAAUCACUGAUCAUCUGUACUGCAAUUCAUCGUAUUGAGACUCCAUUUUGUAUGCAAUAACUACGAAAUUUGUCAA